CAACAAUCCUGAUCACGCUCAAGAGUCUUAAACGAAGGUAAGACAUCAUCAUUCAACAUGAGAUCCCUCAUUUUGCUGGCAUUUGUCAUUGGAGUGGCCUACUGCGCUCCGCAAAUGCUGUAUUAUGAGCUAGAGUACAAACCUGUAAUGGCUCAACAGGCUCGUCCUGCUGGGGCCGCUGCACCUAGUCCUUCUGAAAUAGAGAUUCUUUUGGCAGCUCACCAGGCUGCAGCUGGAGUUCCUGCUCAACCUGUCCGUGGCUUCAUCAAACACGAGAUUCCCCAGCCCGCAGGCAAAGAAAGUAUUGAAGUUCUGUACCCCUUCGGCUUUCCUCAACCUGCCCCAGCUGCCCCUGCUGUCCCAGCUGUCCCAGCUGCCCCAGUUGCUCCUGCUGCCCCAGCUCCUGUUCCAAAGGACGAUGAUGAUCAUGAUGACUAA
Molecule: messenger RNA, 438 nt
Organism: Ctenopharyngodon idella (grass carp)
Lineage: Eukaryota; Metazoa; Chordata; Actinopteri; Cypriniformes; Xenocyprididae
Gene: scpp7
Product: secretory calcium-binding phosphoprotein 7
Exons: 8
Coding region: 58-438 (126 amino acids)
Source: RefSeq, a predicted model, not a curated record